UCACGCAGGCGCAGCGUGCUCCGCGCCGCUGAGGUGAACUGUCAAGAUGGUUGUCGGUGCCUUCCCCAUCGCCAAGCUCCUCUACCUGGGAGUGAGGCAGCUCAGCAAGCCGCUGGCAAACCGAAUAAAAGCCGGGGCCCGGAGAAGCGAGUUCUUUAAAACCUACAUCUGCCUGCCCCCGGCACAGAUUUACCACUGGGUUGAGAUGAGAACCAAGAUGCGGAUCAUGGGUUUCCGGGGUUCCACCAUCAAGCCCCUGAACGAGGAGGCGGCUGCAGAGCUGGGUGCAGAGUUGCUGGGAGAGAGCAUCAUAUUCCUGGUCGGUGGCGGCUGUAUGGUGCUGGAGUACAGCAGGCAGGCCUCUAACUCCCGCCGCAAGGAGGAGGAGCUGAACGACACCAUGAUAAGCCUGCAGACUCAAAUAGCAGAGUUGACGCUAACAACAGAGACUUUGGGCGCUCAGCUGAGGGAGGUCAACAGGCUGGUGUUGUCCAUUCCUGCCCCUGAUCCUGCCCCCAACACCAAAAAAUGACCAAGUGAAUUCUGUGGUCUGCAGCCUGUGUAUGCAGAAGUAAAAGUGCAUCGAUACCGUCACAUGUGCAGCCCGAUAACUGCCCUGCUUCACUCUCUGCCCUCUGCCAUGGGCGUGUGUGAGGAGGGACAGCAGUGCACGGUGGAUUUGGAUGUUAUCACUUGCUCAUGUUUUGGGCAAAGAGUUGUGAAAGAGGAUUGCUAUGAUAUUCAUAUUGAAUUAAUAUGGUUGACCUUGCAUGUUCAUUAUUAAGUUGAGUGUACAGUAGCAAUGGUGACCUCAGAGUUAAUAUAUUUUGUAACAGCUCCAGCAUAUUAUUGUAUCUUUUUAAUCCUGAUGGAGUCGUGUCAUUUGGAAAUUCCUCAUUUCCUGCUUUAUUGGCUUCAGUUUUGAAAUUAUACAUUUCAUGGGCUUCAAAAUAAAAACGGAAUCAAACACAACAGCCAACCAUCAACUCAUAUCAGCAUUUCAUUUUUGAGUCCAUGAGUGAUCUGUACAUUUUCAUGCACCGUACAGUUUAUUUUGUGAUUGAUGGUUCAUGUAAGCUGUAAUGACAACUGACGGGAGGAUGCUGUGAAAUAAAGUACUAUGCUGUCUAUUAA
Cololabis saira (Pacific saury) is the source of this 1134-nucleotide messenger RNA. It is a transcript of the gene opa3, whose product is annotated as outer mitochondrial membrane lipid metabolism regulator OPA3. The record is from RefSeq and is a predicted model, not a curated record. The coding region runs from base 47 to 532 and encodes 161 amino acids. The transcript is spliced from 2 exons. Gene Ontology annotation, biological process: regulation of lipid metabolic process. Gene Ontology annotation, cellular component: mitochondrion. NCBI's taxonomy places the organism in Eukaryota, Metazoa, Chordata, Actinopteri, Beloniformes, Belonidae.